Molecule: messenger RNA, 3517 nt
Organism: Centrocercus urophasianus (Greater sage-grouse)
Lineage: Eukaryota; Metazoa; Chordata; Aves; Galliformes; Phasianidae
Gene: REN
Product: renin
Exons: 11
Coding region: 1402-2634 (410 amino acids)
Biological process (GO): angiotensin maturation
Molecular function (GO): aspartic-type endopeptidase activity
Source: RefSeq, a predicted model, not a curated record
CGUGAUUGGAGGUGACACAGGGACAACCCCAGUGGCUGCAGCUGCCUUCCCACGCACCCAGCAGGACCGUGGGCCGUGGCAAGCAGAGCCCAGGGAGCAGAGGGAGAGGACAGGAGAGGUUAGGAAAACACCCAUUAAACCACAAUAACAUUUAAUGACCUGAUCGGAGGAGAGUAAAUUACCCCUUUAAAAUCCAGUCACCACGAAAAAGCAAAUGACAUCCAGGGAUAUGAAUUAACUGAGAUAUUGGGGUGGGGGGGAGAGGGGGGGCGAAGCACUUGUAGGGCAGCACAUGGACACAGGGCUGCUAUCUGAGCACUCACGUUUCCCACAGCCCCAUUUCCCAUGGGAUGCACCCAGCUGGGAGCAGGGCUGGGCGUACUGAUGGCAGCACAGCGGGGCUGGUGUGGGGCCAGGAACUGCUCUGCUAGGGUGCAGAACAGCCUCUCUCCAGGAGAGAACAGGUUGGGUAACCCCACAGCUCUGCAGUCAGAGGAACGAGCUCAAUGGAUACAAGCUGGGAUUCUAUGAGCACUUGGGAAGCCGGGUGCAAGCAAUGAGUUUAAUUAAACCAGGGCAAUCACAUCAAAGCUGGUCCCUGCGCAGAUACCUUUCUUAAAUGGCAGGAAUUAAUUAAUGAGUUUGAGUUAAACAUGUUCCCUCCUUAUUGGAGUGCAGCCUGAGCGUAUUGGAGGUGCUGGCAGGGUCUGCAGCAGGUGAGAGCAGAUUUGGGAACAGUUUGGCUGCUGUGGAGCAGUGACUCCUCUGCCACACCUGGGGUCUCAGAGCUCUCCAGCAGGAAUAAAGCAUGGCAGCCCCCUGAGUUUGGGGUUCUUCUGCUGUGUGUGGGGCUGUGCUUAUGGGAUGCUGCUGUCUGGAGGGGGGUGUCUGUAGAUCUCCUCCCCUUUGAAGCUUCCUCUGUGGUUUCCUGGUGCCUUGGAGGAUGGCAGAAGUGGGGCUGGUCCUGCUUUAAGUCCAGCUGUAGUGGCGAAGCACUGAGGAUUGGAGCUGCUUGGUGAGCCCAGUGGGGUUUGGCCACAGUACAGCAGCACAGCUCGACCAGACCUGAGCCAUCGCCCCGUGUAUCCCCACCACUGUCCAUCUCUCCUCCCUGGUGGCAGCAGGCAUUUGGCCCAUGCCCUGCAUGCAGUGUGCUGUUGGUGCUCGGGGCUGACACAGCAAUGCCAUCAGCUGCAGAUAAUGGAGGUUAUCAGCUCCCAGCUAUCCACAGCUGCCCUUGUUAACCCUGAUAACUGGCUGUGCCCACCUACAAUCAUGCUGCCCUCAGCCAACUGGGAGGAGAAACCCACAGGGAGGCAGAAAGCCAGCCUAUAAAACAUUCUCUCCUUGGGGAUGUGGAGAAGUCUCUGGUGAAGGAGGAGGCUGCGCUGGGAGCACGAGAUGCUGGCAGGAGGCAGCAGAAGGCUGCAGCAGUGUCUGCUCGUCGUGGCCAUUGCAUGGAGUGCUGGCUUCUUCCACUCACCAGCCCUGGCUUUGCAGAGGAUCGCUCUGCGGAGGAUGCCUUCCAUCCGGCAGACGCUGCAGGAGAUGGGCGUGAAGGUGGCCGACGUGUUUCCCGAGCUGCGGCAAAGGCGAGGCGGGGCGGGCGGCCCCCAAAACGGAACGGCUCCCACCCUCCUCACCAACUACCUGGAUACGCAGUAUUACGGUGAGAUCAGCAUCGGCACCCCCCCGCAGACCUUCAAGGUGGUCUUUGACACGGGCUCAGCCAACCUGUGGGUGCCGUCCUGCAAGUGCUCCCCACUCUACAGCGCCUGCAUUUCCCACAGCCGCUAUGACUCCUCCAAGUCACGGACAUACAUAGCCAAUGGUACAGGCUUCUCCAUCCGCUACGGGACAGGCAGUGUCAAAGGCUUCCUCAGCCAGGAUGUGGUCAUGGUAUCGGACAUCCCCAUCAUCCAGGUCUUCGCUGAGGCCACGGUGCUGCCUGCAUUCCCCUUCAUCUUUGCCAGGUUUGAUGGGGUCCUGGGCAUGGGUUACCCCAGCCAGGCCAUCGAUGGCAUCACCCCUGUCUUCGACCGGAUCCUCUCCCAGCAGAUCCUCAAGGAGGACGUGUUCUCUGUCUACUACAACCGAGCUUCAAAGAAUUCUCCUUUGAAACCCGGUGGGGAAAUCAUCCUGGGGGGCACCGACCCAGCCUACUACACUGGGGACUUCCACUACCUGAGCAUCAGCAGGAACGGGUACUGGCAGAUCAGCAUGAAGGGGGUGUCUGUAGGGGCUGAAAUCUUGUUCUGCAAGGAGGGCUGCUCAGUGGCCAUUGACACCGGAGCAUCCUACAUCACUGGCCCAGCCGGCCCUGUGUCCGUGCUGAUGAAAGCCAUUGGAGCAGCAGAGAUGACUGAAGGAGAGUACGUGGUUGACUGUGAGAAGGUCCCCCAGCUGCCCAACAUCUCCUUCCACCUGGGAGGGAAGGCAUACACGCUCAAUGGCUCAGCCUACGUCCUCAGGCAAACCCAGUACGGGGAGGACAUCUGCGUGGUGGCUCUCUCAGGGCUGGACGUCCCACCCCCGGCUGGACCCCUCUGGAUCCUGGGUGCCAGCUUCAUCGGGCACUACUACACCAAAUUCGACCGUCGCAACAACCGCAUCGGCUUCGCCACCGCCCGCUGACCGCCGGGGGGGGGCUGGGAGGCAGCUGAGAAGCAGGGAGCAUCGCCGGGGAGAGAGCGAUUCGACACGCAAACGAGAGCAGCGCUUCCUUAAAGCACAGCCACCUCCUCUCUGCACUGAAGCAACUGCAAAUCCUCGCGUUCUCCCACUCCAAAACCCCCGCUCUGCUUCCCGAGAGCCUCCGCUGCCACGGGGGGGGGGAGAGCGGAGCCCGGGAGCAUCGCGCUGAGGAAUCAAAGCGGGAUCCUGCAGCUGGAGCUGCACCUCCGGAGGCUUUGCAGGGUGAUGUGCGUUGCUGCUGGCUGGGGCAGAGGAGCUUUGCAGGUUGCAGACGCUGUGGAGCGAUGUUUGGUUGCUGUUCUUAGAUGGGAGGCAAAUUAAUCGGUGUCAUUAGGCUGCUUACAGCGAUGGUUCUUUCAGCUGCUGUUAACCCUGCCCCUCUCUGCAAUUUAAUAUUAAACAACCCCAGAGCAGCAGGAAGCUGAGCGUUCUGCGAGGAGGGAGAAAGGAGGAAAAGUUCCCUUACGGGAACUGGGGAAGAAGUGUUCUCUGCUGGGAUCCACCGCUGUGCUUUAAGCAGGCAGCGCUGCAGGCUGCUCUUCGCUGUUGUGUCAGAGAGCUGAGAACCAGCUGCAAAUCUGAGCCCAUCCCAAAGCCAAGCAGUUGGCAAUGCUCUCAUCUCCCCCUGGUUGUGAGCACAGCUGAGCCCUGGGAACACACCUGUAACGAGCACAGCACCGUGCUGCAGGAGCUUCUCCUCCUCACCCUGCCACCAGCAAUGGCUGCUGAUUUCCCAGAGUGAAUCCUGGUGAGGGUUGGGAGCAAUUCUCCUUCCAGCACAGCAUGGGAUGCUGCCAGCCAGGCUGCAGCCUUGCCAGCCUCC